Eruca vesicaria subsp. sativa (arugula) is the source of this 2415-nucleotide messenger RNA. The record is from the annotation of a GenBank genome assembly. Lineage: Eukaryota; Viridiplantae; Streptophyta; Magnoliopsida; Brassicales; Brassicaceae.
AUGUCUGCGACGACGUCGUUUGCUCAGUGUUCUCGUAUCUACUACAAUUGCGAUGCUUCUUCCCAAAAUCACCAGACGACGGGGAAACGAAACGAGAACCGGAAUCUCGUAAUCAACCGGAGAUUCCCUAAACCGGCCCGGCUAAUUCUCCAUGACCCAUCCAAGCUCAAUGAACCUUCUUCACUCACUCGCGCACUACGCGAUUUCGCAGACUCCGGCCUCAUGGAGGAUGCACUCAACCUGUUCGACGAAAUGAACAAAACCGAUACUUUCUUAUGGAACGUGAUGAUCAAAGGCUUCACUAGCUCUGGCUUAUACCACGAAGCGCUUUCGUUUUAUUGUAGAAUGGUGUGUACAGGAGUCAAAGCUGAUUCUUUUACAUACCCUUUCGUGAUCAAAUCAGCUGCUGGAGCUUCGUUGUUGUUAGAAGGGAAGACGGUUCACGCGACGGUGAUCAAGCUUGGGUUCUUCGAUUCAGAUGUCUACGUUUGUAAUUCUCUUGUUUCCUUUUACAAGAAGCUUGGAUGUGUAUGGGAUGCAGAGAAAGUGUUCGACGAAAUGCCUGAGAGAGAUAUUGUCUCGUGGAAUUCUAUGGUUUCUGGGUUUCUUGCGGUUGGUGAUGGAGUACGUUCGUUGGUUUUGUUUAAAGAGAUGUUGAGAUGUGGAUUUGAACCGGAUAGGUUUAGUAUUAUAAGCGUUCUUGGUGCUUGUUGUUAUAUGGAUUGGUCGAGAAUGGGGAAGGAGAUACAUUGCUAUGCUAUUCGAAGUGGAGUUCAAGCGGGUGAUGAUGUUAUGGUAUUGACGUCAAUUCUUGACAUGUAUAGUAGAUAUGGUGAAGUGAGUUAUGCAGAGAGGGUGUUUAAGGGAAUGAGGAAUAGGAAUGUCGUAGCUUGGAAUGUUAUGAUAGGGUGUUACGCUAGAAAUGGGAGAGUCGUUGAUGCCUUUCUCUGUUUUCAGAAAAUGUCAGAGCAGCCAGAUGUUAUAACGUUGAUAAAUCUGCUUCCUGCUUGUGAGAUCUUAGAGGGUUUAACGGUUCACGAGGUUCACGGGUACGCAACGAGGAGGGGGUUUCUUCCUCAUGUAGUGUUGGAAACUGCUCUGAUUGAUAUGUAUGGAGGAUGCGGGAAGGUGAAGUCAGCUGAGGCUGUGUUUAAUCGAAUGGCCCAAAAGAAUUUGGUCUCAUGGAACUCGAUGGUAGCUGCGUAUGUGCAGAACGGGGAGAACUAUUCAGCUUUGGCGCUGUUUCAAGAGCUAUGGGAUUCUUCAUCAUCUCUUGUCCCUGAUUCCACAUCAUUUGCUAGUAUUCUUCCAGCUUAUGCAGAAUCACUCUCCUUGCGUGAAGGUAGACAACUUCAUGGCUAUAUCGUAAAAGCUAGAUACGACGGAUCAAACACCAUCAUCUUGAAUUCACUUGUUCACAUGUAUGCCAUGUGUGGAGACCUCGAGGACGCAAGAAAGUGUUUCGGCCAGGUCGUGUUUAAGGAUGUUGUUUCGUGGAACAGCAUCAUCAUGGCUUACGCGGUACACGGUUUUGGGAGAGUUUCUGUUUGCUUAUUCUCAGAUAUGAUUGCUAGUAGAGUAAGUCCAAAUAAGAGCACCUUUGCCUCGCUAUUAGCAGCGUGUAGCAUCUCCGGUAUGAUCGAUGAAGGAUGGGAACAUUUCAACUCAAUGAAAAGAGAAUAUGGGAUUGAUCCUGGGAUAGAGCAUUAUGUGUACAUGGUUGAUCUCAUUGGUCGGACAGGAAAUUUAAGCUCAGCCAUGAGAUUCAUUGAAGAUAUGCCGUUUGUGCCAACAGCUCGGAUUUGGGGAUCUUUGUUGAAAGCAAGUAGAAACCACAAUGAUAUUACCGUGGCUGAGUUCGCAGCGGAACAGGUUCUUAAGAUAGAACAUGACAACACUGGAUGCUAUGUCUUGCUUAUGAAUAUGUAUUCAGAAGCUGGAAGAUGGGAAGAUGUUAACAGGAUCAAGCUUCUCAUGAAAAGCCAAGGCGUAGCUAAAACAACGAGUCGGAGUAUUGUUGAGACGAGAGGCAGAACUCAUGUGUUCACAAACGGAGAUAGAUCCCACGUGGAGACUAACAAGAUCUAUGAAGUGUUAGAUAUUGUCUCGAGGAUGGUUGAUGAAGAAGAAGACAGUUAUGUUCAUUGUGUUUCGAAGAUGAGACCAGAGACACUAUUGAAGAGAAGAAGUAAUUCACAUAGAGAACAUUCGGUAAGACUCGCCACGUGUCUUGGACUGAUCUCUACGGAAACAGGAAGUGCAGUUCUGGUGAGGAACAACACGAGAAUCUGCAGAAGAUGUCACGAGUUCUUGGAAAAGACUUCGAAAGUGACGAGAAGAGAGAUCAUUGUGGGAGAUUCCAAGAUUUUUCAUCACUUCUCUAAUGGCUGUUGCUCGUGUGGAAACUACUGGUGA